AUGGAUAAUUGUUUCUCUGCCAAAGUUCCCAUGACCUUCGGAUACAAGAUCUCUGUUGAUCCGACCAAAGAAUUAGUUGAUCAUAAAACGUAUCGUGGAAUGAUUGGCUCAUUGAUGUAUCUAAACACAAGCAGACCAGACAUUGUCUUUGCCACAUAUUUAUGCACACGAUACCAAGCUGAUCCAAAGGUAUCUCACCAGACUGCUGUAAAGAAGAUCUUUAGAUAUCUCAAGGAAACAAAAGCACUUGGCCUCUGGUAUCCAACAGGAAAUGACUUCAGCCUACAAGCAUUCACUAAUGCGGAUCAUGCAGGAUGCAGAUUGCAUAGAAAAAUCACUUUUGGUGGUUGUCAAUUUCUCGAAUGA
Lactuca sativa (garden lettuce) is the source of this 366-nucleotide messenger RNA. Lineage: Eukaryota; Viridiplantae; Streptophyta; Magnoliopsida; Asterales; Asteraceae. The record is from RefSeq and is a predicted model, not a curated record.